Messenger RNA from Humulus lupulus (European hop), 576 nucleotides. RefSeq names its product photosystem II reaction center W protein, chloroplastic. The transcript is spliced from 2 exons. The coding region runs from base 63 to 461 and encodes 132 amino acids. The record is from RefSeq and is a predicted model, not a curated record. Gene Ontology annotation, biological process: photosynthesis. Gene Ontology annotation, cellular component: chloroplast; photosystem II. NCBI's taxonomy places the organism in Eukaryota, Viridiplantae, Streptophyta, Magnoliopsida, Rosales, Cannabaceae.
AGUUUUUCCUUUCCCGGAAAUUUUUUCUACAAUCUCGGAAAAUCAAGCUUCAUCAGACGAAAAUGGCAAGCUUCACCGCUAGUGCUCCAACCUCUUCAGUCCUCCGGGCGGCCCUUCUCCACAAACCCUCCUUGGGGAUCCAAUCCUCCCCCGUUCUUGCACUUCCCGCACUGUCGAAGGGAGGAAAAGUGAGGUGUUCUAUGGAGAAAUCUUCGGAUGGUGAAAGCAACAAGAAGAUGGGGAUGGGAGCUUCGUUGAUGGCGGCAGCUAUGGCGGUGUCUAGUCCGGCGAUGGCUCUGGUGGACGAGAGAUUGAGCACAGAAGGUACUGGACUCCCCUUUGGGUUGAGCAACAACCUUCUUGGUUGGAUUCUUCUUGGUGUGUUUGGUCUCAUCUGGGCUAACUACUUUAUCUACACUUCCACUCUCGAAGAAGAUGAGGAGUCUGGAUUGUCUCUCUAAGCUCCAAAAAAUCAAACCCCAUAUCGUAAUUAUUUUCUGCUUAAAAAAUUAAUGUAAAAAGUAUGGAAACAAAGUUGGAAUUUCUGAUUUUGUAGUAAAAUCUACUUUAUUCCUA